AUGUUUGAAUUCAGAGCAGGAAAUCUGACGUUUCCAGAUGGGCCGUUUCAGACUCCAAACAGACUUUUCACAGUUCUUGGGGGUCCAUUACGAGUGAUGGAUCUGAUCUCACGUCACCCGGAUAUCGUGUUGAGAUUUGGUCUUCUAGUUGAUUAA
Molecule: messenger RNA, 156 nt
Organism: Dovyalis caffra
Lineage: Eukaryota; Viridiplantae; Streptophyta; Magnoliopsida; Malpighiales; Salicaceae
Source: the annotation of a GenBank genome assembly